Closterium sp. Naga37s-1 is the source of this 2322-nucleotide messenger RNA. Lineage: Eukaryota; Viridiplantae; Streptophyta; Zygnematophyceae; Desmidiales; Closteriaceae. The record is from the annotation of a GenBank genome assembly.
AUGGCUCUCAGAGUGUUCGCGUCGCAGGCCGCCACAUCCCUGAGGGUUCGUUGCCUUCCAGCGACAGACAGCCUCAUUGCUCCCUUCUGGCGAUCAUUCGCUUCUGCUGCAGAGAACCGGAAGUAUUUGAAAUCACAUGAAUGGGUCGAAGUGAACGGCGAGGUCGGAACAGUCGGCAUCUCAGAUUUCGCCCAAAAUGAGUUGGGAGAGCUCGUGUUCGUGGACAUGCCAAAGGCCGGCACGCAGGUCAGCAAGGGACAAACGUUCGGCGUGGUGGAGAGCGUGAAGGCCGCCAGUGACGUGUACUCGCCCGUCACUGGAGAGGUUGUUGAGACGAACGAGGAGCUCGGCAGCAACCCUGCCCUGGUGAAUACCUCUCCCUUUGCUGAUGGGUGGAUCAUGAAGGCCUCCGCCCUUUCCCCGCAUUGUGUCUUCAACAUCGCGGCUCGUCUCUAUUCAACACCACCCACCACCAAUGUCUCUCCAUCCCCUUUCAAAGCACCAGCAUUUUUCGAGUUCAGUGCCGAGACUCCGUUCAUUCCUCCGCCUCCACCAUCGUCUCUGCGAAUCGUUGUUAUCACGCAAAUCUCACCGAUGGCGGUCAGAGCACUGCACUCCUCCAUCCACCCAACUACCUUCCCACCAGCGAGUCGACCAGCACACAAUCUUCGCAGCUCGUCCCCUCCCUCUCCCGCAUUCGUCCAUUUAGAAUCCAAGCAGAGUUCCGCUGCCGUCGCUCCUCGCGUCCAGUCACGAGCCUCCCGUCAGCAAAGAGUCGUCCUAGCCUCGCAUGGCCCGUCAGCUGCCGGCCCGUCAGCAGCGGCGCAGUCACCACCACGUCAAACAACUCCUCAGCCGUCGGCGGCAGCGGAUCUGCCAUCACAUGUCUCGAGCCACGACAAGCUCGCUCGAGCUGCGGAAUGGCUGCGGAAGGCUGCGAGUGGAGCCGUCGUCGGAGCGGCGGCGGCGGCGGUGCUUCUAGUCGGGAUUCCCGCCCCGUCAGUUGCGGAGAGCUUGCUAAGCGGCGAAACGACGGAUGUGCUGAUGAGCGACGCGGCGAUGGGCGUGGAGGAGGAGAACGGCGUGCUCACUCUCAUCGUGCCCCGACCGCACAUCACUGGGGUGGAGGCGGCGCAGCGGACGAUGGUGGAGGCGUGGGGGAUCGUGCGCGAGGCGUUCGUGGAUCCCACCUUCAACCACCAGGACUGGGACCGCCGCCUCGCCGCCGCCAUUCGCGGCAGCGUCUCGGCGGGCAGCGCGGACGACGCGUACGCGCUCGUGCACGACAUGCUGGCGACGCUGGGCGACCCGUUCACUCGCCUGGUGUCGCCGGGCGACUACGACAGCUUCCGCGUGAGCAGCGACGGCGGUCUCGAGGGAGUGGGGCUGUUGCUCGCCUCCGACACCACUGACGGCCGCCUGCUGGUGCUCUCGCCCAUCGAGGGCGGCCCCGCGGAUCGAGCUGGCAUCCACACGGGCGACGAGGUCGUUGCGGUUGACCAUUCCCCGUUGAGCGGCAUGAGCGGGCAGGAGGCGGCGAACCUGCUGCGAGGCAAGGCGGGCACAGCAGUCACACUCACCGUGCGCCCCGCUAGAGCUGACGUGGACGGCUCUGAUUUGCCGGAGGGAACAACGGACAUCCUGUUGAGGCGCGAGCCAAUAGCGCUGUCACCAGUGUACGCGACGGCGCUGCCCCACCACACGGAGCAGGGCGCUCCCACCUCCACCGGCUACAUUCGCCUCGCCUCCUUCUCCCAGAACGCGGCGGAGGACAUGGCGAGGGCGAUAGAGCGGCUGGAGGGCGAGGGCGUGGCCAACUACAUCCUGGACCUGCGCAACAACCCCGGCGGCCUCGUGCACGCCGGGCUCGACGUCGCGCGCAUGUGGCUCGGCUCGGGUGCCACGCUCGUCAACACCGUCGACCGCACCGGCGCCGUGGAGGCCAUUGCGCUGCGCAACUCCCGUGCGCUCACGGACCGGCCGCUGGCUGUGCUGGUGAAUCACGGGAGUGCGAGCGCGAGUGAGAUUGUCGCGGGCGCGCUGCAUGACAACGGGCGGGCGACGCUGGUGGGGGAUACGACGUACGGCAAGGGGCGCAUUCAGACGGUGUUUGAGCUCACGGACGGGUCGGCGCUGUUUGUGACUGUGGCCAAGUACCUAUCGCCCGCCAUGCACGCCAUUGACCAGCAGGAGGCGGCGCUGCCGGGGGGAGGGGUGGGGGGAGGGCGGGCGGUGGUGGUGGAGGAGGAGGUGUAUGGCGCAGAGCUGCAGCGCGACAGCUGUGUGCUUACUGCUGAGAGGCAGCUCGACCGCCAUGCCUGA